AUGGUAACUAUGAGUUCAGAAAAAUCAGCCAGUCGGCGAAAAUCAACAGACAGUAAUGUUAGUGGUAAUAACGAACAAAGACCGCAGCAGCAACAAGUUAGUAUUGAAGAUAAAAAUAAUAAAAUUGAAAAUGCCAAGACGAAAGAAGAAACUAAAAUAAAAGUUAACGACAACAAACCUAAAGCCACUGCAGUUUGUGCCGAAGAUAGUCCUAAUUAUCUCGUUUAUAAAAAGAUGGAAGCUAUAGUAGAAAAAAUGUUGGAUGAAACUAAUGGAGUACCUGUAAAAACUGUUAAAACUUUUAUGACUAAAAUACCUUCUGUUUUCACUGGUAUUGAUUUAAUUGCUUGGAUCAUAAAAAAUAUGGAAAUUGAUGAACAAGAGGCAUUAAGAAUUGCACAUCUAAUGGCCUCACAUGGCUAUUUAUUUCCUAUCGACGACCACUGCCUUACUGUAAAAAACGACAACACAUUUUAUCGAUUUCAAACUCCCUAUUUUUGGCCAUCCAAUUGUUGGGAACCUGAGAAUACUGACUACGCUGUAUAUUUAUGCAAACGGACAAUGCAAAAUAAAGCACGUUUAGAGUUAGCGGAUUACGAGGCUGAAAAUUUAGCACGCUUACAAAAAAUGUUUUCACGGAAAUGGGAAUUUAUUUUCAUGCAAGCGGAAGCACAAAGCAAAGUUGACAAAAAAAGAGAUAAACUUGAGAGAAAAAUUUUGGAUAGUCAAGAACGGGCUUUUUGGGAUGUACAUCGACCAAUGCCUGGUUGUGUCAAUACAACGGAAUUGGAUAUCAAGAAAGCAUGUCGCAGUAAUAAAACAAUGAAAGCAAGUAAGCAUUCACAAAUUGGUGUAGCUUGUGGUAGAAUAUCACCAACGGAUACUAAAGAUCUUAUCAAUCCGUCAAUUGAGACAUUACAAAAGGAAAUUGAUAUGUUGAAACAGAAAUUAGAUCGACGUUGUAUUAAAGUUUCCAAGGUCGCUGAAGCACUUAUUGGAUACUUUGAGCAAUAUAUAGAGUACGAUCCAAUGUUUACUCAACCAGAGUUCAGCAAUCCAUGGAUUUCUGAUAGUUCUGAAUUAUGGGAGCAAGAUAAAUUAGCGAAAGAUGUAUCGGCUAGACGGGUCAAGCGUUGGGCAUUUAGUUUAAAAGAAUUACUUCAAGAUCCAAUCGGCCGGGAACAAUUUGUUAAAUUUCUCGAUAAAGAAUUCAGUGGUGAAAAUCUCAAAUUUUGGGAAGCUGUGCAAAAUUUAAAAACUUUACCACAAAGAGAUGUUGAAACGGGAGUUUCUGAAAUAUGGAAUGAGUAUCUUGGUCACGAUGCCAGUUGUCCAAUAAAUGUUGAUUCACGGUCUUAUGAAAUGACUAAAAAAAAUUUAGAAAAGUGCGAUCGUUGGUCAUUUGACAUUGCUGCUGCUCAUGUAUAUCAUUUAAUGAAAAGCGACAGUUAUUCACGUUACCUGCGUUCAGAAAUGUACAAAGACUACCUAAACGGAUCAAAAAAAAAGGUAUCAAUAAUGUUAACCUAUUAUGCAGCGCAAUUAGGAAUCGCAUUAAGUGCUGUUGAUUCAAAAGGAAGUGCUAAAACUCCAGUAUCUCUUGUUAAACAAUAA
This is a messenger RNA of Cotesia congregata, 1614 nucleotides long. Lineage: Eukaryota; Metazoa; Arthropoda; Insecta; Hymenoptera; Braconidae. The record is from the annotation of a GenBank genome assembly.